AUGUGGCUUUGUGUUAUAAAUUUGUUCUACCGGGGUUUUGUGCUAAGCAUUGUGGCAAAUGUGCUUUGGUAUACACCACAACUUGCAGUAAAUAAGAUUAUGACUGGAAAUAUCACACAGUGCCAUGAUAAGAUAAAGCAUGAAGCUGAGAUCAAUGGCAACAUUAAGAUUUUUACAGAAGUUGAGAUUGAAAGAAUUACUAGAAACUUUAGCACUCUUAUCGGAAAAGGUGGCUUUGGAGAAGUUUAUAUGGGAAUCCUUGACGAUGACAAUGAGCCUGUAGCAGUGAAGAAAUAUAUCAAUGAAGAUUUGAGAGAAGUGUUUAUGGAAGAAGUACGUAUCCAUAGUAAAAUUAGCCACAAGAAUGUGGUGAAGCUCAUAGGCUAUUGCAUUGGGGAACGUACUCUCAUGAUUGUAAUGGAGUAUAUGUCCAAAGGAAAUCUCAAUGACAUACUCCACUACAGUGAAAUUUCGAUCCCUUUGGAUGGAUGUCUUACUCCAAGGAGUGAUGUUUAUAGCUUUGGAUUAGUUCUCUGUGAACUAAUAGCUAGAGAAAGGGUAAGAAAAGGUGACAUUAACCUCAUUGGAUAUGUCAAUAAAGGCUGUGCAAGUGGUAAAGGGUUUAGAGAAAUAUUUGAUGCUGCAAUAGCAAAUGAGAACAACAUGAAGAUUCUUAAAGAAAUGAAGAAAUUGGCAAUUGAGUGCCUAUCACUGAUCAGUUAUAGGCGUCCUCAGAUGACUGAUGUGGUCAAACGCCUUCGGAUUCUGAGAAAAGAAUUGAAGGACAGACAUGAAAAUUAUUCAGAAUCAAUUUUGGCAUCACACCAUUCAUGGCGCAGAAACAACAGGCAAGAGAUAAUCAUGCCCACCUAUAAUUCUAAGAUGCAGAUUAAGAAGAGUUUGGUCUUUUUGAAGAGGAACCUUAGCAAUUCUAAGAUUCAAUCAGAACCCAGCAAUGUGAGAAUUCUCACACAGGAGGAGCUAAAAGAAGUCACACAUAAUUACUCUUAUCUACUCAGUGGAGGUACUUCAGGUAGAGUUUACAAAGGGACACUUGAGGACAAUACAGUGGUAGCAGUGAGAAUAUUUUCUCAAGUACUUGAGGGCUUUGAAGAAGCGUUUAUCAAUGGUGGGAUGAUCCUGUCUCAAAUAUUCCAUAGGAACAUCAUCAAACUUUUGGGAUAUUGCCCGGAUGCUGAUUGCCCAGCUUUCAUGUAUGAGUUUGCUGCUAAAGGUAGUUUAUCUGAUGUCCUGGACAGGCAUGAAGACUUCCCACUAGAUUUACGUGCAAAGAUUGCAGUAAAAAUUGCAGAAGCAUUAGAAUACCUCCACUCAUCAGCAACUGGUAUUAUCAGACACGGUUAUGUGGUACCAUCCAAGAUACUUCUAGAUGAUAAUUUCAUGCCAAAGCUCACUGGCUUUUCAUGGGCAAGGAAGUUUAUCAAGGAGAGUAACAUUAUUGCCAGCGACGAUGCAAUUACUAGUCAUCAGCUUCCAUCAAGCAGGUUCUACGACGACCUAAUUCACGAUCACUGUGUGUCACUAAAAGUGAAAACCGAUGUAUACCAGUUUGGUGUCCUUCUCUUGACGCUUAUUAGUAGGAAGAACUUUGUAUUUUAUGCCGAUCAUGAUGACCUCAUUUCACAAUUCCGCACAGCUUGCCUGGCAGAUGGCAGUGGAAGGACAUUUUUUGAUGAUGAUAUUGCAGUUCAUGGUGGAGAUAUUGUUCUGCUUGAAGAGAUGGGGAGGCUAUCGCUGAAGUGUAUUUGUGAGGAAAUAGAUCGGAGACCAACAAUGAAAGAAGUGGCAGAACACCUUCGAAUAAUCACGAGAUCUUGGAAGAAGUGCUCUUCAGAUGGAGCUACACCGGUAUCCAAAACCGUAACUAAAUCUCAUAUCACCGGAGCUGAAGGCACUAAACUUGACAGGCCACUUAGUUCAGAUAUUAGAGAUUGGCCAUAA
Molecule: messenger RNA, 1962 nt
Organism: Miscanthus lutarioriparius
Lineage: Eukaryota; Viridiplantae; Streptophyta; Magnoliopsida; Poales; Poaceae
Source: the annotation of a GenBank genome assembly